Fusarium coffeatum is the source of this 504-nucleotide messenger RNA. RefSeq lists its product as uncharacterized. The coding region runs from base 1 to 504 and encodes 167 amino acids. The record is from RefSeq and is a predicted model, not a curated record. Lineage: Eukaryota; Fungi; Ascomycota; Sordariomycetes; Hypocreales; Nectriaceae. The transcript has a single exon.
AUGCCUUCUCCUCGCAACAUGCUCUUCGGCCUUGUCGCGGCCUCUCUCUCCACCACGGCAGUGGCCGAGCAUCUCCGCGCUGUCUGGUCCUCGGGUGACUUUUCAACCAUCUCUGGCCCAAGUGGCGGUAGCCAAAGCGGCCACAGCCACGGCUUCACCAUUCUCAAAGACGACGGCACUGCCAUCUACAGCCAGGGCUACCCUGGUGACCACGCUCCCUGCUACAACGUCGACGACGGCCGAGAGUUCACUCUUGGAAACGACCCAUGCUGGAAGUCAGUCCGCAAGUUCAAGUGCAAGUCCGAAUUCAGCGGCGCCCCCGGCUUCUGCGAGGUCAAGGACAAGGACGGCAACAGUCUUGGAACGGGUGAAGGAAAGACCGACACCACCUUCAUCGGCAUUGCUAUUGCCCAGGACAGUGCUUGUGUUGUUGAGUUUAACACUGAUGAUGACGAGAAUUGCCCCGCUGAUGCGGACAACAACCUCGAUGUUACGGACGGCUAG